Prinia subflava (tawny-flanked prinia) is the source of this 2649-nucleotide messenger RNA. It is a transcript of the gene PAK5, whose product is annotated as p21 (RAC1) activated kinase 5. Gene Ontology annotation, biological process: apoptotic process; intracellular signal transduction; regulation of MAPK cascade. The record is from RefSeq and is a predicted model, not a curated record. The coding region runs from base 265 to 2436 and encodes 723 amino acids. The transcript has 10 exons. Lineage: Eukaryota; Metazoa; Chordata; Aves; Passeriformes; Cisticolidae. Gene Ontology annotation, molecular function: protein serine/threonine kinase activity; ATP binding. Gene Ontology annotation, cellular component: cytoplasm.
CGGCGCGGGGGCGGCGCUGCGCCCGCCCCGGCUCGGCUCAGCUCGGCUCGGCUCGCCUCGGCUCGGCUCGGGGGCGGGCGGUGGCACCUGCGGCCGCGCCGCGCGGAGCCGAGCGGAGCGAGCGAGCGGAGCCGCGGCCCGGAUGUAGCCGGAACAUGGCGCUGGGGGCGGCGUGACGGCGGCGGCCGAGGUGGGAAUGAGGGACCUGGCUGUGUGGGGCAGGACACUGGUUUCGGAGCAGCUGCUGUGCCAGAUCUUUCCACCAUGUUCGGGAAAAAGAAGAAACGGCUGGAAAUUUCCGGGCCCUCCAACUUCGAGCACCGGGUCCACACUGGCUUCGACCACCGGGAGCAGAAGUUCACGGGGCUGCCCCAGCAGUGGCACAGUUUGCUGGCGGACACGGCCAACCGGCCCAAGCCCAUGGUGGAUCCCUCAUGCAUCACUCCCAUCCAGCUGGCUCCUAUGAAGACUAUUGUUCGCGGAAACAAGCCUCGAAAGGAUACUUCAAUCAACGGCCUGCUGGAGGAGUUUGACAAUAUCUCGGUGACACGAUCCAAUUCCCUGCGGAAGGAAAGCCCUCCCACCCACCACCAAGGAAACGCCAACCACGUGCCGAGGCACCAGGAGGAAAAUGGCUACAUCACGUACUCCCAGUACUCCAGCGAGUCAGACACCACCACAGACUACGUCGUGGAGAAAUUCCGAGACAAGGCUCUGUACGGGGAGGAGCUGGACAGGUACUACAAGGGCAGCUACGCCGCCAAGCAGAAUGGGCACAUGAUGAAGGUGACAUCCCGGGACAUCUACUACUCGGAGGUGACACCCCUGCAGUCAGACCUCUCCAGGUUCCUCCCAGAUUACCACGCACACCUGGAGACCAAGCCCAAGCCGCUGGAAUACGGCGGCCUGAAGCUGGAGUAUCAGCGGAUCCCCAGCGGAUCCUCCCUGGACUACAGAGAUCCCUUUCCUUACGCCCCAUCCCGAGCGUCGCUGCAGAGCGAGUGCCCCAAGGAGAGGCUGGAAUACGGUGACAGUGACUGGGGACACGGCCUCAGCAAGGAUGACUAUGAUAAGAGGCCAAAGUCAUCCUACGUGGACCCUGCGAGCCCUCAGCCCACCAUACGGCAGAGAUCCCGGUCAGGCUCCGGCCUGCAGGAGCCGGCCAUGCCCUACGGAGCAAGCGCCUUCAAAGCACACCAGCAAGGACAUUCCUACAGCUCCUACACCUACCCCCGCCUGUCCGAAACCGCAGCAGGCAUUCCCAAGGUGGAUUAUGACCGAGCACAGCUGGUCGUCAGCCCACCGCUCUCUGGCUCCGACACCUACCCCCGGGGCCCGGUCAAGCUACCUCAGAGCCAGAGCAAAGUCAGCUACUCCAGCAGCAGCUACCAGUACCCUGUGGUGUACCACAAAGCACCCCACUACCACCAGCCGCCGCUGCAGCCCGGCUCUCCCUACAUCUCCACCGCCUCCUACCCCAGCUCCCCGAGCAUCACGUCAAGUGCUUAUCCCCCCCCGAGCUGGGGCUCCUCCUCGGAGCAGCAGCCCUCCAGGGUGUCCCACGAACAGUUCCGAGCCGCCCUGCAGCUCGUGGUCAGCCCCGGGGACCCCCGCGAGUACCUGGACAACUUCAUCAAGAUCGGGGAGGGCUCCACGGGGAUCGUGUGCAUCGCCACCGAGAAGCACACCGGGAAGCAGGUCGCCGUGAAGAAGAUGGACCUCAGGAAGCAGCAGAGGAGGGAGCUGCUCUUCAACGAGGUUGUGAUCAUGAGGGAUUACCACCACGAGAACGUGGUGGACAUGUACAACAGUUACCUGGUGGCCGACGAGCUCUGGGUGGUGAUGGAGUUCCUGGAGGGCGGCGCUCUGACCGACAUCGUCACUCACACCAGGAUGAACGAGGAGCAGAUCGCCACGGUGUGUCUGUCCGUGCUCAGAGCCCUGUCCUACCUGCACAACCAGGGCGUCAUCCACCGCGACAUCAAGAGCGACUCCAUCCUGCUCACCAGCGACGGCAGGAUAAAACUGUCCGACUUCGGCUUCUGUGCCCAGGUGUCAAAGGAGGUCCCCAGGAGGAAGUCCCUGGUUGGGACACCCUAUUGGAUGGCACCGGAGGUGAUAUCCCGCCUGCCCUACGGCACUGAGGUGGACAUCUGGUCCCUGGGCAUCAUGGUGAUCGAGAUGAUCGAUGGGGAGCCCCCCUACUUCAACGAGCCACCGCUGCAGGCCAUGCGCCGCAUCCGGGACAACCUCCCGCCCCGCGUGAAGGACGUGCACAAGGUCUCCUCGGUCCUCCGGGGCUUCCUGGACUCGAUGCUGGUGCGGGAGCCCUCGCAGAGAGCCACGGCACAGGAACUGCUGAGACACCCCUUCCUCAAGCUGGCUGGGCCCCCCUCCUGCAUCGUGCCCCUCAUGCGGCAGCACAGGCAUCGCUGAAGCUCUUGGGAAGAGGUCAGUGCAGAGCCUGGCUCACGGCGUGUGGGAAUGCCAGCGGCUGUGUGGGAUCCGCAGGCAGGGAGGAGAAUACCUUGAAGGAAAGCAGCCCUGUGGAAAUGCCACAGUGUAUAGAGAAGCCCAAAGGCCAGGCAGUGCUCUCUGUGCUCCCGCUGUGCCAGGGACAGGGAGCAAUCCCGGGCACGCUCCGGCGCU